UUACUUAUGUGGUUGGUUGUGAAGAAACCAAACCAAACCAAACCAUUUGGUAGGGUAAGUAAAGUCUCUUUUGCUUGCUUAUGGUUGUGUUGUGGCAUUGAAUGAAUUUUCAAGAAAAUGUCAGCACUAACCCCCAUCAUUCUAUACAAACCCACCAGCACCACAAGAACAACCAUCAUCUCAUACGCAUUCCUUCUUCUCCCCAGUCUUAAAUCUCUGAAAAUCGUUUCAAACCCUGAAUUUCCCUCCUCGAGAUUGCUUUUCUCUGGUGAAUUUGUUUCCCGGAAACCUGUUUUGGGGUGUAAAAGAGCCAGGAAUCGGAGUCGUCCGAACACCAUGACUGGGUCGAUUUCAAGUUCUGGUUACAGGGGAAGUAGUAGUGAUGAAGGUGUUAGAGUUCUUCAACAAGAUUCUUCCAUUCAUGGAUCCUCUGAGUUUCCCCCAAAUUUCACUGUCGUCAGACUCGAAUCCACCCUCAAUCGUCUGAGCAAGUGGAUUGUUACUGCACUUUUUGGUGCAAUCCUUCUUUGGAGGCAUGAUGCCGAAGCAUUAUGGGCUGCUAUGGGUUCAGUUGCAAAUGUUGGGCUCUCAACUGUACUGAAACAGUUACUAAACCAAGAGCGACCUGUUUCUAACUUGAGAUCUGACCCUGGAAUGCCAUCUUCGCAUGCACAAUCCAUCUUCUUCACCUUUGUAUUUGCUGUUUUUUCAAUGGUUGAGAACCUUGGGAUAAAUGAACUUACAAUAGCUCUUAGUGUCCUUACUUUGGCAUUUGGUGCAUAUCUGUCAUGGCUACGAGUUUCACAACAACUCCAUACGAUCAGCCAAGUGGCGGUGGGUGGUGUCUUGGGAUCAAUUUUCUCCAUUUUGUGGUUUUGGUUAUGGAAUGCAAUUGUGCUGAAGGCGUUUACAUCCUAUUUUGUCAACAGGAGCUUAAUUCUUUUGGAGGAUCAACAACAUAUGAAAUACAAGUUUACACAGCAGUUCUUUGCCAUUUUGUUUUCUUCUCUCAGUCAAUCUGCCACAAUAUUUCAUUGUGCACGAGUGUAUACAUGUCGUGUGUGUAUAGGAUAAUGAACAUUAACUCUUCCUCCACAAGUUAUAUGGUGGCAGCAGAACUGAAGUCCUUGAUGCAAGUGGUUAUGAUCCUAUGACUCUGUCAUUGAAUGGCCGCACGGGCUGCUCAAUAAAGAUCCCAUGGUAGGGCUGGUGAUUGUGAUUCUACCGUUGUCCCAAUUUAAGCCACUGGACAGUCGCCUUCUGAGAAGCAGUUUUCCGUUAUAUCAUAGUCUAAGCAAUAAAGUGUUUUGUGGUCUCAGCCAGUGCUUAACUCUUCAACAGAAAAUUCAUUUGAUAGCUUGCACUCAGUCAGAUGGAAGAUGCUGGCUGGCUCCCGCUAUCGGAUUUUCUUGAUGGACAAAUGCAUCACUGCAACUCAGUUAAGGUUAUCCGUGUUCCAUUUAGGGCUUCUUGAAUUUCUCUGGUUACAGUCCCAGAGCCAAGGAAAAUGGGAAAACACAAUCUGAUUGUAGAACACAACCCGAGAGAUGUAUCAUUUUUAUUUUAUAUUUUUUGAAAAGGAGAAAAAAGGUAGUACCGAACAGUUCAUCAGUUAAUAACUUACAAGAAUUCUAUCACAGAAA
This is a messenger RNA of Camellia sinensis, 1643 nucleotides long. RefSeq names its product lipid phosphate phosphatase epsilon 2, chloroplastic. Gene Ontology annotation, cellular component: intracellular membrane-bounded organelle; endoplasmic reticulum membrane. The record is from RefSeq and is a predicted model, not a curated record. Gene Ontology annotation, molecular function: dolichyldiphosphatase activity. NCBI's taxonomy places the organism in Eukaryota, Viridiplantae, Streptophyta, Magnoliopsida, Ericales, Theaceae. Gene Ontology annotation, biological process: lipid biosynthetic process; protein N-linked glycosylation.